This is a messenger RNA of Chelmon rostratus (copperband butterflyfish), 471 nucleotides long. It is a transcript of the gene fgf1a, whose product is annotated as fibroblast growth factor 1a. The record is from RefSeq and is a predicted model, not a curated record. Lineage: Eukaryota; Metazoa; Chordata; Actinopteri; Chaetodontiformes; Chaetodontidae. Gene Ontology annotation, cellular component: cytoplasm. The transcript is spliced from 3 exons. Gene Ontology annotation, biological process: positive regulation of protein phosphorylation; regulation of cell migration; positive regulation of gene expression. Gene Ontology annotation, molecular function: fibroblast growth factor receptor binding; growth factor activity. The coding region runs from base 1 to 471 and encodes 156 amino acids.
AUGUCGGACGAGGAGCUGCCUUUGCCCGAGGAUCAGGCUGUGGACACCGGCAUGCUGCCGUGCUACAGGCGGCUGACUCGACUGUACUGCAUGAAUGGCGGACAUCACCUCCAGAUCCUCCCCGAUGGGACCGUGCAGGGCCAGAGGGACGACAGGGACGUUCACACUGUUCUGAAGCUCAAAGCUGUGGACAGAGGUGUGGUGGUCAUCCAAGGAACGGAAGCUGGGCGAUAUCUGGCCAUGAGUGACGAGGGGCGAUUGUACAGCUCCGCCACAGUGACUGAUGAAAGUUACUUCCUGGAGAAGUUGGAGGAGAAUCACUACAACACAUAUCUGUCUCAGAAGCAUCGGGAGAGGAGCUGGUACGUAGGCCUGAAAAAGAACGGAAAGCCUAAACUGGGUCCGAGGACUCACGUCGGACAGAAGGCCAUCUUCUUUCUGCCCCGACAGCUGCGCGACUCCAGUGAGUGA